CCCCCAGCCAGCUGUCAGCAGGGAUCGACUGGAAUGUUUCAGUAAAAUCUCAAAGGAGAUGUGAUGAGAUAUGGUCCAUGGCAACAAUGUUUGUUAAAUCCCAGCCAAGCAAAGCUAACAUAAUUCCUGUACUAAUGGGAAUCAGACAGAAGAAUAUUGCUUUCAUAGUGGACUCCUCGGAGACUAUGAAUGCAAUGCUCGGGUCAUUGAAAGACUUGCUCAUCCAGACUUUGCUAGCAAAGGCCUCACUCCGAGAUUCACUAUUCAACAUUAUCAGCUGCUCCUACAAGGUAACAAAAUGGCGGAGUGUCUCUGUCCCUUGUGCUCCUGACUCUGUGUUCGAGGCCCUGGGAUGGAUCCACUCCCUGCACACGUCUCCAGGCAGCGACCUUCUGGCUGCCCUGGAGGCGGCAUUCUCUGAGCCCCAGUGCCAAGCUGUCCACUUGCUGACCGGUGCUUUGCCUGAUCGCCCAGAAAGUCUCCUGAGCGGCCUGCACACCAUGAUACUUCGCCCAGUUCACGUGUUCUUCCUGUCCCAGAGCGGGCAGCUGGAUGAUAGAACUUUGGACUUCAUGCAGUGUUUCACUUCUGCCACUGGAGGGAGCUGCCAUCUUCUGUUGCUGGGCUUGAACGGCUCCAUAGACAAGGUGUCCACACUGUAUGCUGCCCACGGUGCCGUAGCCAACUCCAGGGCCUCUGGGGACGCUUGCUGUGGCCUGGGGAGCCCUCUGGCAACAGUCCUGAAUGCUGCGCCACUCUCCGCUCACAUGAUUCGGCAGGGAAAUCCCUUCUCUUCCAUCAUAGCUCGCGGAUCAGAGAGUAUUGCAGGCUGCUCCCAGUUCUACCCGGGCUGCAGAGUGCUGGCCAGGAGGGAGACAGAUGGACUGUACUAUCUGGGAACCAUAAAAGAGCAGAUCCUGAACCAGAGGGGAAUAUUCCUGGUGGAGUUUGACCACCAGAACCCAACGGACCCCUUUGACUCGACCGCAGCGUGCCAGUUGGUGUGCCCACCCGACAUGGUGCACCACACCCGCGCCCACGCACACGGCCUGGUGCCAGGGGACGCCGUCCUGGCGCCGUGGGGCGCUCAGCUGUGGAGGUACGGCCCGGGAAGAGUCCUGUUGGGCUCCGAACCCAGGGACCCUCUCAGAGUGGUCAUGGGGAGCGCUCUCAGGGUUCUCUUUUGGAACGGAGUCGAGGCGACCGUCCCUCCCGAGCUGGCCGUGUGGAUCCCUGCCUCUCAGCACGAGCGCGUCGUGAGGGAGCUCCAGCAGCCGCCGCCGACCAAGUGCCCCCACACCACAAUCACUCACUACUCUCACCACCACCACCACCACCACACACACACCCACGAGGAGCGGAGUGAGAGGGAGCAGCUCGAGCGGAAGGUUGACCUCCAGCUGCAGGAGCUCCACACCAGCAGGCCAAGCCCCACUGCAGCGCUGUUCUCGUCGCCCUCUGGUGGCGAGGAGUACGAGGACGGAGACGCCAAAGGAGACGAAUCGCCAGCGCUGGAGCUGGUGAGCCAGGCAGUGAACACGGACCUGUCCUUCAUGGGCAGAACCAGGGACGAGCCCCAGGACAGACCCAGCUGGAGGUACUGGAGAAGAAGUCCUACUGAACCCAAUCACAAGAAGCCCGGGAAACCUCAGGGAGACACCUGGCCUGAAAACAUCACCUCAGAGCUCCAGAGGAGCGUCUGGGCCAAUCAGGGCUCAGUGUUCGAGAGGAUCCCGGGGUCAGCAGGGCGGAGGGCCACCGUGCAGGAGAUAUUCCACUUCACUCAACCCAAGCUGCACCAGGCAGGUGGACGCUGCAUGUUAAAGGCCGGAGAAACUAUGCAAGAAUAGGCUGUGUGAAGAAUGAGAAUCAGUGUGUGUGUUUUUUUACGUGUGAGAAUAAAAAUGUAGCCUACAUUUGUAUUGUAAUAUAUACAAAUAUGUACAGAAAGUACAAAACUUAAAUCAGACUUUAUUCCAUUAUAUUACAAAUAUAUAGAUAUGAUAUAUAUAUCAAUAU
Molecule: messenger RNA, 2019 nt
Organism: Sardina pilchardus (European sardine)
Lineage: Eukaryota; Metazoa; Chordata; Actinopteri; Clupeiformes; Clupeidae
Gene: c10h11orf16
Product: chromosome 10 C11orf16 homolog
Exons: 9
Coding region: 78-1850 (590 amino acids)
Source: RefSeq, a predicted model, not a curated record